GGAGCCUGUUGCCUCUCAUUUUCGCCCUGGCGUGCUGAAGUACGCUCCGGGUCCGCAGAGCUACUAUCUGAAACUCUGGAAUCCGUUCAUGGAGAGACUGGAUCUCCGCAAUAUGGCCUUCCGCGAGGGCGCAAAUCCGCCCAAGCUUGCACCUCACUGGACCGCAACACAAAAACUGUAGACAAGUACGCGACGGCCGUAUGGUAGGCCGCCGAUGGAUCUUUGAUAUCCCAGAUGCGGCUCCCCAUGGUAUUGUUGGCUUGUAGGCGCAACUGGUCGCCCGUGGCCUCCCUCCGAUUGAAGUGGUGCACUCCACGGCCAGGCCUAGCCCUCCUUGCUCUUCCGUACCCUCCCGUGCCUUCCAUUCACCGUCAACCACUGCACGCGCCCACAACAACGCUGCCACCCUCUACAUGGAGCUGGAGCAAUAAUUCACCUCUUUUGCUAUAUAAACAGCACGAAAGCCAAUUCUAUCGGUGUCGGGAUUGGCAACCCUGGCACCCAUUGUGGACAUUGGCUGACUGGUUAAUAGUGUUACUGCGGGCCCUGCGGGAGGCCGUGUUCGAUUCCGAGACUUUUUUUUUUGCCCUUCUUUUUGCUCCUCCCCCGCAGCCCCUAGCCACCUGCGCAGCAAGGGCGGCGGUAUGGGUGCGGUGAAAGGGGUAUCGAGGUAUAUGAGGGAUAACAGCUACUCGGCAUUUCAUUUUUAUCCUGAGCAGGUCUGCAACGGGCUACGUACGGUUGGGGCUGCUCUGCGCCUUACCAUCCUUGGAGAAGGGGUUGCGACGGCGGGCU
Westerdykella ornata is the source of this 795-nucleotide messenger RNA. RefSeq lists its product as uncharacterized. The transcript has a single exon. NCBI's taxonomy places the organism in Eukaryota, Fungi, Ascomycota, Dothideomycetes, Pleosporales, Sporormiaceae. The record is from RefSeq and is a predicted model, not a curated record. Bases 235 to 657 code for a protein of 140 amino acids.